Molecule: messenger RNA, 144 nt
Organism: Dentiscutata erythropus
Lineage: Eukaryota; Fungi; Glomeromycota; Glomeromycetes; Diversisporales; Gigasporaceae
Source: the annotation of a GenBank genome assembly
AUGGCAUCUUUCUCUGCUCCAUUUUCAGACCUUGAAAUGAAUGAGCCAAAUUCUUCCAUCUCUGAAGCUGAAACCUUGCUGGUAAUACCCUAUCCUUAUAGUCAUAAAGAAGGUACAACUACAAACAUGGCCGAAUGUAUUUAG